AUGACAGCAGAGCGAAAGUCAAAUUGGAAAUGUCAUGUUUGUAAACCUCGCGCUAAAACAACAAAUAACAUUAGUUACGAAUGUGUAUUAUACCAAGACAAAUCGCAACAAAAGCAACAAAGAGAAAUGGAUGGUAUUGAAAAUGAGAACUCAAAACGUUUUAAAGAGGCAAUUUCUUUAAAUGAAUUGCAAUCAAGUAUUUGUACCGUUCAAGCUGAGCUUAAGUCUGAUGUUAACGAAGUAAAAUCUGAAGUUGGUGGUGUCAAAAGCAAUUUAAUAGAGCUAAAAACUUCUGUGGAUCAAUUAUCUCACAAAGUCACCCACUCUGACGAUACAUUUAAAGAGGAGAUGAAAAACGCACUGUCGCAAAUUACUUCAACUCUCUCAAAUCUCUUGACGCAAAUGGGAGAGAUGAGAGAAGAAAACAAAGUAAAUAAAAAAGAGAUUAAGGAAAUCGAUACAAAAGUAAACCAAAUGGCACAACAAAUGUUAAAUAAAAAAAUUGAAAUAAAGAACAUACAAAACAAAGAUAUUCAACCGAACGAUGUUGUAAAAACAAUAGCAGGUUCAAUAAAUGUGAAUAUUAAUGAAUAUGAUAUUAGUGAUGCCUACCGUCUUAAAAAUAUCAAAGAUAAAGUUAUAGUAGAAUUUACAACCUAUAACAAAAAAAGGGAAUUUAUGGAGAAAAUCAAACGCCAUAGAAUCGAUGGUAACAUUAUUAAUAAUGAUAAUAAUAACAGCUAUAUAUACAUAAAUGAUUGUCUAACUGCCCACAACAGGAAACUUCUUUGGCUUGCAAAAACUAAAGCCAAAGAAGCUAAUUGGAAAUACGUCUGGUCACGUAACGGAUCCAUAUUUGCCAGAAAAACGGAAAAUACUCCUGCAAUCCUUAUAAAAAACACUGCUGAUAUUGAAUUGAUCGCUUAG
Molecule: messenger RNA, 927 nt
Organism: Lucilia sericata (common green bottle fly)
Lineage: Eukaryota; Metazoa; Arthropoda; Insecta; Diptera; Calliphoridae
Exons: 1
Coding region: 1-927 (308 amino acids)
Source: RefSeq, a predicted model, not a curated record